Molecule: messenger RNA, 1613 nt
Organism: Etheostoma spectabile (orangethroat darter)
Lineage: Eukaryota; Metazoa; Chordata; Actinopteri; Perciformes; Percidae
Product: fatty acid-binding protein, intestinal
Exons: 4
Coding region: 189-587 (132 amino acids)
Molecular function (GO): lipid binding
Source: RefSeq, a predicted model, not a curated record
UUAAAUGGCCACAUCAGCAGACAGAUAACCAGUGAGAUAAAGAAGAGCAUCGCCCGUGCCAGGCCGGGGAGGGUGGGGUGAUAGCGAGAAGGGAGGGGGGGUGUAUAAAUGGAGGCCAAUGGGCAUUUACAAUCCCACGGUCUGCUAGUGCUUCAUCACCAGCUGCCUUCAAACCCCACAGCGAGCCCAUGGCGUUCAACGGAACCUGGAAGGUCGACCGCAGCGAUAACUAUGUCAAGUUCAUGGAGCAAAUGGGUGUUAAUGUCGUGAAGCGAAAGCUUGCAGAGCACGACAACCUGAAGAUCACCAUCGAGCAGACCGGGGACAGGUUUCAAAUCAAAGAGUCCAGCACCUUCCGCACCAAAGAGUUCGACUUCACCCUGGGCGUCCUGUUCGACUACAGCCUGGCCGAUGGCACCGACGUCUCAGGCACGUGGGAGAUGGAGGGUGACGUGCUGAAAGGCAAAUUCACCAGGAAAGACAACGGCAAGGUGCUGACCACCACCAGAGCUCUGGUGGGAGGGGAGCUCGUACAGAGUUACAACUAUGAGGGAGUGGAUGCUAAGAGGAUUUUCAAGAAGCAGUAACCCGGAGUCUGAAGUUCAUAUUUUAUAUUAUGUAGAUCACAAGAUGUAGAUCUGUAGAUCUUUUUCUAACAAUAAGACACGGUUAAGUGUGUGCUACGUUAUAUACGUCAAAAAAAAGUAUAGUUGACCACAGCAUUGCAAAGACAAAAAUAUCAAACUUUAAUUAAAGGAAGGUGCCACAAAUUAAGAUAUUAUAUAUUUGAGAGACAGCUAAAAGACAGUAUAACAGGUUCUGCAAACAACACAAGACAUCCAUCGCCAUGCCAGUGUAAUGUCCCUAAGAAACAGUCUCAGCAACCAGUGUCCCAGAAAUAGCUGAGGACUCAGAGAGUUUUUUUUUUUUACUUUGCCCAGAUUUCGAAAUUUUGUCACUGACAUUUGUAUUUCCACUCUUCCACAAAAAGAAUUGGGACUGGAAUUCCAUUUGUAUUUCUCCCUGCAUUGAAAAAUGUCAUUUAAACAUUCAUAGCAGGACAUCUUUUCAGAAAUGAUGUCCCAGUUACUCAUAAUAAUCCACAGAGUUUUCAGAGGGACUACUUUAUUGGUACAACGUAGUUGUACCAAUAAAGUAAUGUCCCAUGGGCGCUGUUCAUGUGUUAAUGGAUUAUCCAAAGUAACAAACAAAGUGUUUCUGGUAAUAUGCUACUGUUUUCAAAUGUCAUUUAUCCAUGGUGUGAGCAAUGCCAAUGGGAGCUCUUCAACUUCCAUGGUAAUGGGGUGGAAGCAUGAAUACCUCAAAAUCUGGGCACAAAAUUAUCAAAAGAAAUCAGCAUGAUUAGAUACAACUAGAGGUGAGUGAGACACUGUUUUUUUUGGUGUAAUUUGGGCGGAUUUGCACUUUAAAUGUCCCCAACAGUAGAGAUGGAGCGCAGCUGACUGAAACAUCACCGUGCUGUUAGCUGCACCAGCAUUUAGUCUGCACCCUUAUAAUAAUCAUCCACCACAACAUGACGAAUAUUGGUCAAAUUGCACUAAGGGUUCUCAUAUAUUAUAUAGUCUGUAACAAUAAAGCAGUUGUCAUCAGUC